This is a messenger RNA of Scaptodrosophila lebanonensis, 2427 nucleotides long. RefSeq names its product oocyte zinc finger protein XlCOF8.4-like. Bases 55 to 2412 code for a protein of 785 amino acids. NCBI's taxonomy places the organism in Eukaryota, Metazoa, Arthropoda, Insecta, Diptera, Drosophilidae. Gene Ontology annotation, biological process: regulation of transcription by RNA polymerase II. Gene Ontology annotation, molecular function: zinc ion binding; DNA-binding transcription factor activity, RNA polymerase II-specific; RNA polymerase II cis-regulatory region sequence-specific DNA binding. Gene Ontology annotation, cellular component: nucleus. The transcript has 8 exons. The record is from RefSeq and is a predicted model, not a curated record.
UUCGUAAAAUUAAUAAAAUUUACUUACAAAUAAAAAAAAAUCUACACUAUAAGCAUGAAUAAAAUGUUUAAAAACGUUUGCCGCGUGUGCAGCAAGUACGCAAGCGGGAAGAAGGCGCUGCGAAUCUAUGACAAAAACAAUCGCAAAAUACUCACAUGCAUUGAGAUGAUUACAGGCAUAUGGCUGGAGAGCUUCUCUUGUCUGCCUGAUCUUAUUUGUGAGUGUUGUUACUGCGAACUAAACGAUGCCAUUAAGUUUCGGGAACGUUGCAUUAAAGCGCAAAAAGAGCUAUUGGCGGCCCUAAGUGAGGAGCAACGCCUGGAAAUAACCGAAGAUUAUAGGAUAUCCGUGGCAGGCCAUAUAGUUCAGCGAUCAGAACCAGAACAAGUGGAAUCUGUGGAUCCUGAAGAAUAUUUUGAUUUUGAAGAGUUUGACUCUAAGCCAAUGCUAACGGAAGAAUCGCAAUCGAUUGAUGAUUUUGAUAACAUAAUAGUUGCAGACGACGAGGAUGACCUGAACUUUGACGUAGCAGAGCAAGAUGAAUUCGAACAAGAAGUCAAGCUCGAGAUACAGCAAGAAGAAGCUAGCCAACAGAAAACGCAAGAUCUGGUCAUUGUGCCCGAAGCAAUGGUCUCUAACAUUAAGCCUGAGUUCGAAUAUGAUUCCGAAGACGAGGAGGCUGUCUUGGACAACAUACUGGACGAUGAGUUCGAGCCGGAUGUACCUAAAAACAAAGCGGCACGGCAAGCAGCAUUAGCUGCCAAAAAACAAAAGAAACCCCGAGGUCAGGGCGUUUUUAUUUGCGAACAAUGUGGAAAUCAUAUAAGCGGACGUGUCGCCUUCGAAUUGCAUUGCCGUCGUCAUCGAGGCGAAAAAGAAUUCCAAUGCGAAAUCUGUACGGAUCGUUUUUGCACUACCUCGGAGCUAAAACGACACAUGCGAAAGCACACGGGCGAACGACCCUUCCCAUGCCAAUAUUGUGGUCGACGCUUUACUGAUUACACUACCCGCGUUAAACACGAACGUACUCACACCAAUGAACGGCCCUACAAAUGCACAACUUGCGGGAAAGCAUUCACAACUGGUUACAUACUUAAAAAUCACAUGCUGGUACAUUCAGGACAGCGUACCCACAGGUGUGAUCUUUGCGAUAAAUCCUUCUUGCUGAGUACGCAUCUUUUAACCCAUAAUCGGUCCAAUGCACACAAGCGUAACGUGGAGAAUCAAGCCCUCGCCUCACUAGAGCAACGAUUGCAAGUAUAUAGUCGGCAGGAGGACGAAGACAGAAUGCUGAAAAACGUGUGCAGAGUGUGCAGCAAAUAUGCGACGGCUAAAAAGUCGUUCGUUAUAUUCGAGAAUCGCAAUCGCAAACUACUUUGGCAUAUACAGACUCUAACAGGGCUCCUGCUGGAGGACUACGAAUGUUUGCCUACUCUAAUAUGCCAGUGUUGCCACACCGAGCUCCUGGAUGCGAUCAAAUUUCGAAACCGUUUUCUGACUGCACAGCUUCAACUCUUAGAUAUGUUGACCGAAGCCCAACGGGACGAAAUUCCAGUUAGCUACAAAUCGGCGGUUAUCUCAAAAGCAAAUGGAGAUCCCACAGUCGAGGCAGACCCAAAAAUAGAACCAGACACAGAUUGCAUGCCCAGCAGCGUUGAACUUGUGGAGGUGAUGGCAAAGGACUCACACGAGUCGCUGAUGGACGAGUCGGAAUUCAAUAUGGUAGUGGAGGAGGACUUAAAAUGCUAUAACACGGAGCCAGAAGUUGAGGAAGAAUAUAUUACCACGGCUGAUUACGAGUAUAUAUCCGAAUAUGAGGAGGCUCUGGACAAUGUCUUGGACGAUGAAUCUGAUGUUAAAAUAGCAAAAGCCCAGAAACCACGACCGCAGACUAAACUUAAAAAUAAGUCGAAGGAUUCCGCGGGGCGAGGCAGUGGUCGGGGAGUGUUUAUUUGUGAACAGUGCGGCAAUCACGUAACCGGACGAAUGGCUUUCGAACUGCAUUGUCGUCGCCAUCGAGGAGAAAAGCACUAUCAAUGCGAAAUCUGUAAGGAUAGCUUUUGCACCACUUCCGAGCUCAAGCGUCACAUGCGUCGACACACUGGAGAGCGUCCUUUUCCGUGCCAAUAUUGCGGGCGUCGCUUUACGGACUACAGCACGCGCGUAAAGCACGAACGGACUCACACCAAUACUCGGCCCUUCGCCUGCAACGACUGUGGAAAGGCGUUUACCACGGCUUACAUACUUAAAAAUCACAUGCUGGUACACACAGGCGAGCGUGCUUUUCACUGUGAAGCGUGCGAGAAGUCCUUUACCCGCAAUACUCACCUUGUCACGCAUUAUCGCUCGACAGUGCAUAAACGUAAUGUCGAAAAGCAAGCUAUUAAAUCAGCUAUCCAAGUCUAUCAGUAGAUUUUCUGUAUUUAU